AUGAAGAAUAAUUGUCCAACUCAUUUCUCACACACUCGACCAUAUAAACCAUUGGCUCAUGACUUGAAAAGCUCGAACCAAUCUAAAUUACAACUGACACUGAUCAACAAGGAUAUAUUUAAUUAUAUUUCUCAAAAUUGUUUCACUGUCAUCAAACUCGAAUGUUAUCAAUAUGAAGGUACUGUUGAGAAACAUGGUAACAAUGCAUACUGUGUUGCACUCAAACACUUUACAACAAUAACAAGUGAUUGUAGUCAUGAUAAUGAUAUUCCCAAAUCACUUCACAAGAUUGACAAAGACAAACUUGAACAAAUCACAAAAGUUGUAUUUUAUAAUGGUGAUUGUUUGCAAGAUUUAAUCAAACUAUUACCCAAUCUCACUUGUAUUGACUUUUCUAAAAAAGAGAUGGGUGGCUUCCGAGAAUUAAGUCUAGAGAAUCUGAGUAAACUCAAAUCUCUCACCAAAUUAGAUCUUUCUGGCGUUAGUUUACAACGUGAUGGUUCUAAACAUUUGGCAGAAAUCAAAAACCUACCACUCAAAAAACUAUGUCUCCCAAGUUGGGAUCCAUCACUGUAUAAUGGGCUCCCAGCCAAAUUAAAACGAUCAAUCACCAAGAUAACUGCCGAUCCCUAUAUGGAUUUAAGUGUAUUUCCAAAUGUUAAUCAUAUAUUGAUUACCGAAAGAGAUACAUCCCGGUGGAGAUUACCACAAACCGUCACCAAAGUAUCCUCAAAAUAUUUAGAAAUUGGAUUCCUCCCUCACAAUCGACAAGUAACCAAAUUCAAAACCUAUUAUAUGUUUACCAAUCAACAAAAAGUACAUACAUUCCUCAAGACACUCUCGGAUCAGUGUCAUCAUGUUAAAACGGUGAUCAGAUAUGGCAAUUGCCCAUUAAACAUUCCAAAUGAUCUAUUUGAUUCAUUUAACUAUCGAAUAGAUUAUAGUUGGUCAUCAAUGGAAGGCAACUCUCACCAUUAUGCAUCUAGUCAAUAUUUACGACUUGAAAGAAUCAAUUAUCAACCAAUCAUAAUCGAUAGUCAUAUAGAUAUUGAGCAUCAUGAUAAUGAUAUUGAAUAUCGUGAUAAUGAACAACAACAGCCCGACCAUUAA
Molecule: messenger RNA, 1110 nt
Organism: Cavenderia fasciculata
Lineage: Eukaryota; Evosea; Eumycetozoa; Acytosteliales; Cavenderiaceae
Exons: 1
Coding region: 1-1110 (369 amino acids)
Source: RefSeq, a predicted model, not a curated record